GUGUUCAGAGCACCGAGCCACUCCAGAAUGGGCAGGGUGUGUCAGAAUGCAGGAGCCACACCCCUGUCCACCCCAAGCUUUCCGAAGCUUCCAAAGGCCUGCAUCUGCUAGGGGAGCACCACAGCCACAGCAUAGCUACACUGAGCUGCACUGGCCCCGGAGGGGACAAAGGUCAGAGCCCCGUUCCCUUGCCAUCCUCUGAGGAGGAGUACUCCCUGUCCCUUUGUUCAUCUGACCACAUGCUGCCUGCCAGGAAGAGCAAGCUGUUUUUACUAGAGAGCAGCCCAGCCGAAGACCUGAGCUGGCAGGAGAUUCCUGGGGAAGGUGGGGACCUGGGCAGGGGGAGGUGGAGGAGAGAGCCUCCAGGACCAUGGAUGGGACAGGUCUCCAAGCUUGUCAACAAGGACACCCCAGGGAGCUGCAAGGAAACAGAGCCUGUCACUCCCAAGCUUGCAGAGGCCUCAGCCGAGGAUUCACCACAGGCACUCCCACCGAUGCCACCUGACACCAUGGCAUCAGAACCAGUCCCAAAGCCCCCUUCAGGGGAGUCUGCCAAUGAAGACAGGCAUAGUCCACCAGAGUCUCCAGAGCCUGCCAAUGAAGACGGGAAGCCUAGUGUGGCCGGGGCUGACUCCGAUAGCAGUAGUGGAGGGGGCAGUAGCCUGGCCUCACCCCUGGGCUCACAGAUCCUAGGUGAGGUAAACAAUUUCCCCUGGGACCUUCAGAGUCCCCAGGGGUCUGUUCCUGUCAUGGGCCAGUCAGGCCCAGGGCCUAGAGAUGCACAUUUCUGCCCCUUCCUGGUGCCACAGUUGUCCCACAUGCAGAGCUCUGCCGAGGAGCAGUCUGAGAGUGAAGACUAUUCUGAGGACCAGAGAUUCUACCAGCACAUCCUGCAGAUGGUCAAGAUCUCCAGGCGGCUAGAGGGCCUGGGGCUGCCUGAGAACAUGCAGGAAAUGCCGUGCAAAGAAGUCGCAGGCAUGGUCUGUUGCAUAGCCGCUGAGUCUUCCAGGAUGUCUAGUGAGGGUGAACCCAAGGCCACCAGCACUCUAGAGAGGGACCCCGGGUUACUGCCUUGGGAACCAGAGCUGCUGCAGCAUCCUCAGGAAGUAGUCUCUGCACCUGCUGGGCAGGAGGCCUCUCAGCAAGCACAGUGCCAGCCAAGCAACGACCUCAGGCAGGGGCUAGUCCAGCCGAGUUCCAACGUUGGGCUUGCUGCAGAGCCUAGCAAGAUGCAACUUCUCAACCAGGUCCUGGGUUCCCCCUUAGCUCCAGUCCAGGCCCCAGUUUGGGGCCUGGCUCCCUUACGAGGCCUUGGGGAUGCCCCACCCUAUGUUCUCCGUGGAUCUCAGAGCGUGAGCCUGGGGAGCUUGGCAGACUCUGGGCAGCUUGGAGAACCCACACUGUCUCCACAGGGUCUCAAGGCUGCUGCUUGUACAAAGGGUCUCUUGGGUUCUGUCCAUGAAGGCAAGAAUGCUCUGAGCCUCUUGACUUUAGGGGAAAAGACCAAUGAGGAGGAUGAAGAGGAAAGUGACAACCAGAGUGUCCGAAGCUCCGGCAAGCUUCUCAAGAACCUGCAUCUGGACCUUGGUGCCCUGGGAGGUAACUUUGAGUACGAGGAGUCUCCAAGAACCAGCCAGCCAGACAAGAAGGAUGCUUCUCUGGACUCAGAUCCUGCUCGGCCCCCCACUCCUGGCAAGCUGUUCAGCCAGGGUGCAGACAAUAGUGUGGACAGUGCCAAUGACAGCAGGUUCCGGGGAAGAGGGGCAGGUCCCUGGAACCCACUGAACGAAAAUGAGAACUGUAAUCUCAAGACUUCUGCAAGUCAAGGGGCUCCUGGGUUGGACCCUGAGGGUGAUCAGGCUGCCAAGGUCUCUAAAAAGGAGCAGGCAGAGGACCUAGUGGAGACAGGAGAGGAGGAUUCCAGGAAGGGAAGUGCAGCCAAAGAACAGAAGGAGGCUUCUGCCCUGGAGGAGACCAUUUCAGAAGCUGCUGGUGAGGAAUCAGAGAUCCUUGAGCGCUUGAAGGACCCACAGCUCUCAGAGUCUGAAGCUUCUGAGCCCAAGUCUUUCCUUGGCCUGGACCUUGGUUUUCACAGCCGGAUGUCCGAGCACCUGCUGGAUGGUGACAUGCUUUCUCCCGCCUUGGGUGGAGCCCGCUGGGAGGCUUUGAGGCCCAGUUCUGGUGCCUGCUUGGAGGAGGAGGAGGAGGAGGAGGCCCAGGGGUCAGGCCACGAAGAGCAAGAUGACAGCGAGCUCAGCAGAGUGGAGCCGCAGAGCAAGCAUUCCCAAGUCUCUGGGAGGGAGCGGCUCCAGAGUACCCUUCACAGCCAAGCUGCUGAGGAAGGGCCUCUGCAGACCCUGGAGGGGCAACCUGAGUGGAAGGAAGCAGAGGAGCCUGGGAAGAACUCUGUAGCCACCCCCACUCCACUGUCCCUCGUCCAGAGGGAGCAGGUUCUGAGCCCACCUGCUUUCCCUGAGAGGGCUGAGGAAAAACACUCCCAGGCCGAGGAGCUGGGCCUUGGGCAGCAAGAGGCCAAGGAGCCCGAGGAGAAGGUGGCAGUCAGUCCCACCUCACCUGUCUCUCCAGAGGCGCAAACUGCAGAGCCUGAAACUCCCCAAAAGCAGUUCUCAGAGGCUAUACUGAAGGCCAUGGAGGAGGCAGUGACCCAGGAACCAGAGGAAGACCAGAGGCUGCUGCUAGACCUGCAGAAAGAGAAGCAGCAGCAGCAGCGGGAAGAGAGGCUGUGGCAAGAGGAGGAGGAGGAGGUGCUCAGGCUCUACCGGCAGAAGGAGAAGUCCCUCAGCCUCCUGAAGGCACAGCUACAGAAAGCUGCCGAGGAGGAGGAGGAGGACGAGGAAGAGGAGGAGGAAGAGGAGGAAGAAGAGGAAGAAGAGGAGGAGGACAAAGAGGAGAUUCAGAUCAGAGAGGAAGAAAGCCAGAGGCUGGCCCACCUCCGGGCCCAGGUGCAGUCCAGUACAGAAGCAUUUGAGAACCAAAUCAGAGCCGAGCAAGCGGCUGCCCUGCAGAGGCUUCGAGAAGAGGCAGAGGCCCUCCAGAAGGCUGAAAGAGCCAGCUUGGAACAGAAAAGCAGGAGGGCGCUGGAGCAGCUGAGGGAGCAGCUGGAGGCUGAGGAGAGGAGUGCCCAGGCGGCCUUGAGAGCGGAGAAGGAGGCAGACAAGGAGGUGGUUCUCCAGCAGCUGAGGGAGCAGCUGGAGGCCGAGGAGAGGAGUGCCCAGGCUGCCUUGAGAGCAGAGAAGGAGGCAGAGAAGGAGGUGGUUCUGCGGCAGCUGAGGGAGCAGCUGGAAGGGGAGAGGAAAGAAGCAGUGGCAGGCCUAGAGAAAGAGCACAGCGCUGAGCUGGAGCGGCUCUGUUCCUCACUGGAGGCCAAGCAUCGAGAGGUGGUCUCCAGCCUCCAGAAGAAGAUAGAGGGAGCUCAGCAGAAAGAAGAGGCCCAGUUACAGGAGAGCCUUGGGUGGGCAGAGCAGAGAGCUCACCAGAAGGUUCAUCAGGUGUUUGAGUAUGAGCAGGAGCUCAGCAGCCUCCUUCGAGACAAGCGCCAGGAGGUAGAGAGGGAACAUGAGAGGAGGAUGGACAAGAUGAAGGAGGAGCACCGGCAAGUGAUGGCUGAAGCCAGAGAGCGAUAUGAAGCUGAGGAGAGAAAACAGCGGGCUGACCUCCUGGGGCACCUGACUGGAGAGCUGGAGCGCCUGCGACGGGCCCACGAGCGAGAGUUAGAGAGCGUGAGGCAGGAGCAGGACCAGCAGCUUGAGGACCUAAGGCGGCGGCACCGGGAUCAAGAGAGGAAAUUACAAGAUUUAGAGGUGGAACUUACAACCAGAACUAAAGAUGUCAAGGCCAGACUGGCUCAGCUGGAUGUCCAGGAAGAGAACAUGCGGAAAGAGAAGCAGCUGCUCCUGGACCUGCAGAGACAGGCAGCUCUGGAGAAGGAGGAAGCCACAGCCACCCGUCAGCACCUGGAAGAAGCAAAGAAGGAGCACACCCACCUGCUGGAGUCAAAGCGGCAGCUGCGAAGGGGCAUUGAUGACCUGCGUGUCCAGCGGGUGGAACUGGAGUCGAAGGUGGAUCUGCUGCAGGCGCAGAGUCAGAGACUGCAGAAGCACGUGAGCAGCCUAGAGGCCGAAGUACAGAGGAAGCAGGACAUCUUGAAAGAGCUGGCAGCUGAGAAUAAUGCUUCCCCAUAUUUGGAGCCAGGUCUUCACAUUGAGGACCUGAGGAGAUCCCUUGGCACAAACGAAACCCAAGAGGUGUCCUCAUCUCUCUCCCAGAGCAAGGAGGAGAUGGACCUGUCCAUGGACAGCAUCCAGCACUUCCUCUCUGCUGAGGGUGUAGCUGUCCGUAGUGCUAAGGAGUUCCUGGUGCGCCAGACACGCUCCAUACGGAGGCGACAGACAGCUCUGAAAGCCUCCCAGCAGCACUGGCGCCAUGAGCUGGCUAGUUCCCAGGAGUUGGACGAAGACCUGUCAGGCACCAAGGUCCUGGAAAAUGUGCGCAAGAACUUGGAGGAGACCAGGCAGCUGGAUGAGAUGAAGUCAGCCAUGCGAAAAGGCCAUGGCCUAUUGAAGAAGAAAGAAGAGAAACUGAACCAACUGGAAUCUUCUCUACAGGAGGAGGUGUCUGACGAGGACACUCUGAAAGGAUCCUCUAUCAAGAAGGUGACCUUUGAUCUCAGUGACUUGGAAGACUUGAGCAGUGAGAGUUCUGAGUCCUGCUCCCUGCCUCACAUCAACCUGACCCCAAGCUCUGCUGACCCCAACAAGAUUCAUUUCCUGAGCAGUUCCCUUCAGCGAAUCAGCAGUGAGCUAAACGGUGUGCUGAAUGUGCUGGGGAGCCUCAACUCCCAGGCACCGCCGCAGGUCCUCAGCAGCCAGCCCCCGCCUCCGCCUCCGCUCCUCACCUCCUCACUUCGGUCCUCCAAGAACGUCCCUGGCCCUGCCUACUCCCCCCUGACCAAGCUCUCCUCCUUAUCUUCUGUUUCACCCGCGUCUACUCAGUGGGCCUGGGACCCAGGACAGGGCGCCAAGCUUUCUUCCUCCUCUUCACAAACUGUGGAUGAUUUCCUGCUGGAGAAGUGGCGCAAGUAUUUUCCUUCUGGCAUCCCACUGAUCAGUGGCUGCGCUCCCCCACUGGAGAACAAGCUGGGCUACGUGUCUGUAAGUGAGCAGCUCCACCUCCUGCAGCGCUCCCAUUCUCAAGUCCCCAAGAUGGACAGUGUCAGCGUUCAGAGCAUGAUCGAGUCCAACAGGAAGUGGCUGGAACAUUUCAAGAAUGACCCCAAGGUACAGCUCUUCUCCUCGGCGCCCAAAUCAACAGCCACCUCGAAUGUACUGCAGCUGGGCCUGGAUGAGAACAACAGACUGAACGUGUUUCACUACUGAGCCCUGGGGUGGGGGGAUGGGCAGAGCCUCCUCCUCUACAGCAAGUGCCUGAGGAGGCACCAGCACUUUAUCUCUCUCUGAUCAAACAUGUCCUCCAUCCAGGACUUGGAGGGACCACGGGGUAGGUAGGUGGAAAGAAACCUCAAGGCUGUAAACAGCCACACGCGCACAACACACACACACACACUUUGACCAUGGGUUGUCCUGAGAAGGAUCAUAUGGACAUCUGUGAGCUUCUGCCUCAAAAUGUCUCCGAGAUGUGACUGCUGAAGAUUUCAGGGGUGUAGCCACCUUCAAUUAAAGCAGCUGCCUGGGGAGAGAGGAGAGCGGGCCCUAGGGAACCUCCUUGGAGGUUGAGGGCGCUCCUUUAUUCACAUAGCCUCCUGCAACUUGGCUGCGCUGGGCCUGUGCCUCUUUCUGAUACCUCAGUCCCAAAAGGACCACAUCCAUCCCUCUUUUUUUCUUUUUAAAUGUCUUCUGUCUCAGGUUUGGGCUCAGCUGCCUGAGACCUGCUGGAUGUUCAGACUCUUUCCCCUCAGCACUGUGCUUUCCUCAGGAGCACAUCCUUCCCUCUAGAGAGCAUCCUUCCCUCCCCUAGGAUGCUCUCUAGAACUCUCCCUUGCCCUCAGGUCUCAAGCACCUAUCUCUCCAGGAAGCCAAAAAGCCAUAAAAAAACAAAAAACAAAAAACGAUGGGGAUGGUUCUGCUCCAUCUUGAUAUUUCUCUUCUUUAACUUCCCAAGUAUAUCUGUGAGCCCCGUUUCCAUCUGUCCUACCUGGGCCACCCCUGGCCCAGUCCAGAGUUUGGCGGUUGGGGCUGGCUAACGCCCGGCAUCGGCGGGGGCCAUCUUGGGCCAGGUGCUUCUGGCUCAAGCCCCAGAAGCCCCGAUUCUCAGCGGGCUCUGCAGGAGCCAAAGGUGAUAUUCUCGGCAUCUGUCUCCUUGUUUGAACAAAACACCCUCAUUUUUCUUGUCUUGAGAAGCUGUGGGCUGCCUUUCCCCCUGCAACCCGCAGGGUCUCACCGCUUCAUUGCUUAUUUCUUCGCCGUGGAAUAAGCCACUUAACAACCAGUUGGCUUUUCACCCUCUCCGUUAUUUUUUUAGUCAUCAGCCAACCACACACAGAAAAAGUCCAUUUUCUUAUUUGUUCCACUCUGUGUGCCUUGAGAACAGCUCAUGUGAUACGACCAACUCUGGUGACAAUCUUGUGUUGUUUUCUUUGUUUUAAUUUUGCAUCUAUUAAAUCUCUGCAAGUCCGUUUUCUA
Psammomys obesus (fat sand rat) is the source of this 6659-nucleotide messenger RNA. It is a transcript of the gene Cep164, whose product is annotated as centrosomal protein 164. NCBI's taxonomy places the organism in Eukaryota, Metazoa, Chordata, Mammalia, Rodentia, Muridae. The record is from RefSeq and is a predicted model, not a curated record. The transcript has 30 exons. Gene Ontology annotation, molecular function: protein binding. The coding region runs from base 240 to 5396 and encodes 1718 amino acids.